AUGCCCCCUACUCUGGCAACGCUGCGGUCAAACGCCGUGGCAGCGUCGGCCACUCGCCGCUUUAAGAAGAGUGUCAUGUCGACCAGCAAACCACAGUCUGCUUCUGCGAGCGGCGAGUGCAGUACACGGCCGUCUCCUGGCGCACGGUCUCGCACCACGGUGACCUCACGCGGCUCAACACUCGUGGCCGUGCACCCGAACACCUCUGCGUCUCAGCUUGGAACCAGCACAAAAAGUUCCUCGAGGAGGAAGUUGCCUCUGAAUAGCAAAGGAGCGGAGCGCACCUACAAGCCAGCUCCUCUCACGGCGGUCGGCAGUGGGGCGUUGAUUUCGUCCCACACCCCACGGACCCCCAGCCCCGCCCUCUCCUGUGGCACUUCUCGCUCACCGCGCGUGCUAAUUUCGCCAGGUGUCGAUGAAAGAGCCAGCCGCACUCGUGCCAACUGUACCUCAUCUCUACCUUCAAGCUCCGCCGCCACGUCUGUGCCGUGCGCCCUCUACGAUUUGCAUCACGCCCUCCAGCACCGACUUCUCGAGGACCUCGGGUGGUCCCUCCACUGGUACUUGGACACAGAGACGGAGAUCAAACAGCUGGAGGUGUUCAAGGAACUGGACGAGAAGACCAAGCACCCCUCCCACAAAAAGGAGAACAAGCCGACCACAGCCGCAGCACAGGGGAAGACGAGUGAAGCAGCGACGGGCGACGGAGAGCCGAAGUCUGCGGCAGCUUCUCCUCGUGUGAGCCUCACGGCGGACCAGCAGGACAGCUCUGCACUAGGAGGCUCGCUGAAGGGCAACAUCUCCUCUCUCACGAGCCCACGCCACAGCGACCCCAACACCCCUCCACGUCCCCAUCGCAUCGACGUCGAUGGGCGAGAGCUGCCCUUCUUGGUCCAUAAGCCGAAGCUCGGCGUCACCACCAACCGCUUCGACUGCUACAUGUGUCAAGAUCUGUCCACGGAGGCUCGUUUUGCUGCAUCGCAGGCGCCCCGCUCGAAACUAAGCCGAAGCCCCUUCGAGUACCGUCUAGCGUCGCUACAGCGGUGGUUGAGCAAGCGCAGUGCUGAAUCCGACAAAGACAGGCUUCUUGCCUCCUGUCUGUCGCUGGAAACGCAGCGCUACCUGGCCUACCUCGGCUUCGCAGACUGCUGGACAUCGCUCUUUGUCACCGCAGGACUGCCGACGGUCAUGCCAGUGGCGGCCAGCUGUCCCUCGCCGCCACGCGAAGCGUCGCCGCGCCUUCCAAUGACGCUCUCUGGAGCAGCAUCACGCCUCGGCAGCGUUCCGCUCAGCUUUUACGUGUUGCCGGCGCUGUGUCGCUGGAAGUGCGUGACGCCGUUCCGCCGCGACAGGAUGCUGCGUGAGAGUGUGAUGCACCCCUUUCCGCUACCGGAGGCGUUCCUAUGGGGCUGUAGAGGCGCGUCUCUGGCGCAGCUGCAGAGCCGUGCUGAGGUGAGUAAGGCGCAGGCAGCGUCGGCAGACGUGUCACACUCACUGCCGUCGCUGACCUUCUUCACCAUACAGAAGAGGUCAGUCCUGACAGAGCGACGGCGCUCGUCUAUAUGGCGCAACCAAACGGCUUCUCUCGGUGAAUUUUGCGCGUGUGAUGUGUACCUUGUGGCAGCAACAGGAAGGGGCACCGGAGACGGUGCAGCGGUCGCAGACACUAUCGCGUCGGUGUGGGGCUAUGUAAAGAGGGAAGACGUCGACAGUCGUACCCUUUCUCUGCCCUCUUCACCCUCGUCUGCGGCACAAAAGUGCAAAGAUGGUCGAGAAGGCAGCACGACAGCAACCACCUCCGCCAAAUCGCCUUCCGGAGAGCUCUUCUACAUCGCCAGCAGUCUUGAGAACUAUCUUCGACUGGCCUUGAUGUUCGGGUGGGUGUAUGGGUGGCAGAUGUGCUUCUCGUCAGCCGGACCACCGCCCAACUCGGUGCUGUGGCUUCGCUUGGUGAACAAGUCCGCCUACGAGGCAGCACUGGCAGCAAGCAGACACACGGCACCGUAG
This is a messenger RNA of Leishmania major strain Friedlin, 2007 nucleotides long. RefSeq lists its product as hypothetical. The transcript has a single exon. NCBI's taxonomy places the organism in Eukaryota, Euglenozoa, Kinetoplastea, Trypanosomatida, Trypanosomatidae. Bases 1 to 2007 code for a protein of 668 amino acids. The record is from RefSeq and is a predicted model, not a curated record.